AUGUCGACCGCGGACCAACGUCGAUGGGACACGCACGUCAAAGACGUCGAGCGCAUGUUGAACACCGCUGUCAACAAGACGACAACUAAAACUCCGUACGAGGCUCUUCACGGCUAUCUGCCCCGAUACCGGCCCAGCGCGUUGUCUACGCUGAGUCGCACCCGAAACGAAAGUCAGCCACCCACGGAAGUGCAAGCAGAAAUACGCGAAAACAUAUUGCGUGGACAAGCCAAGAUGAAAGAACAGUAUGACCGGAGACACUACGAAGGCGUGCGAUACGAAGUCGGCGAAGUUGUCGUUAUGCUGAAACAACCCACGGCGGGCCAGCCGACAAAGCUACAGGCCAAGUACCGUGAGAAGCCAUUACAAAUAAUGAAGGUUCUCCCGAGCGAUACGUACCGCGUCGCGGAACUGGGUACCGACGGGCACGAGACGUUCGCGACUACCGCUCAUGUGUCACAACUCAAAUCCUGGCGGAUUCUCCGCGAAGACGACGACGAAGUACCACCAGAGGACGGAAACGCCGACGAGUCAUUGUCCGACGACGAAGUACCACCAGAGGACGGAAACGCCGACGAGUCAUUGACCGACGACGAGGUCCAAUCCGACACCACGGGCAUGGCCGCCAAGAUGCAACCAACCGUCGACGCGGAACCGGUCCAACGACAGUCCACUAGGAAGCGACAGGUACCCGCGCACCUCGGCGAAUACGAGUUAGGUCGUCCGUGA
Macrosiphum euphorbiae (potato aphid) is the source of this 729-nucleotide messenger RNA. The record is from the annotation of a GenBank genome assembly. Lineage: Eukaryota; Metazoa; Arthropoda; Insecta; Hemiptera; Aphididae.